GAUGGCUGUCGACGAUGAGGAUAGCGACGACGAUCCUGCUGGGCUGGCUACUGUGGAGGUCUCGAGCAACGAGCAGAACAUCCUGAAGGCCAAAGUUCCUGCACUUGCUGUUGAUGACGUGUCUCAUCCGCCCCCCCACUCCCCCCCUGCACGCUUGUACGCGUCCAAAUGGCUCGCAGAGUUCCUUUGCGCAGUGCGACUUCCGUCGUCUUUGUCCCCGGACCAAUCUUCCAGUUCUGACGGUGAUUCUUUUAGGUUCAAGCAGAUACAACUCGAGUGGGAACGACAACCAGGAGCAAACUCUCUCGGCUCUUGGAAGAGCUUGCAGUCGCAGAAGGAGAAGCCACGCAACGGAAACGCUGGAAUCACGACGGACCACGAGACCUUAUUCAUCCUUUGUCGGAUGGUUUUCUCUGGGUCGCGAAAGCUUCUUACUGCUUA
Cyclocybe aegerita is the source of this 441-nucleotide messenger RNA. The record is from the annotation of a GenBank genome assembly. Lineage: Eukaryota; Fungi; Basidiomycota; Agaricomycetes; Agaricales; Hemipholiotaceae.